AUGGGUGUGUGUACUUCUAAAUCAGACGAAAGUUCAGCGGCGUUGGAAGGUAGCCGAGUGCCGGUGAAAAGAGGGCAGAGAAAUACACAAGGUAAUGACAGCGGGACGACAGGGACCAACGGGAGCGACAAUGGUGGUACAGACUCAAGUAAUGGGCUAGAUGAAAAACGGAAAGGAGGCGGCAAAGGACAAGUGUCUAAUGCUGGAGGGGCGACGAACAAGGGCCCACAGUCGCUGGUUUCGGGCGCGAGCGGUUCCUCUAUCGGGCCGUCGUCUGGGUCGCUCAAUAAAGUGGGAAGCAGUGUAGACUCCAAUAAGACGUUGAAAGUUUUGCUGUUAGGGUCAGGAGAAAGCGGAAAGUCGACAAUCCUGCAGCAACUCAAAAUUCUGCAUCAAAAUGGGUUCACUAAAGAGGAAUUACUGGAACUCAAACCGUUCAUUUUUGAUAACCUUCUGGAGACGGGCCGAGAUUUGGUAAAUGCAAGAAGACAGUUAGGUGUCACACUUGAGCCGCACAGCGGCCUCACAGAAGAAGAGUUGGAGAUGGUAACGUCGUUCAGCACGCCGGGCGCGCAGCUGCAGAAAUUUCCCACGGACGUGGCACGCGUACUCGCCAAAAUAUGGGGGUUGAAAUCCACCCAAGAACUCAUUACUGGAGAGCACCGGUCCGAAUUCUAUCUGAUGGACAGUGCGCGCUAUUUUAUGGAGAGCCUAGAGCGCAUAUCGGAGCCCAACUACGAGCCGUCGGUUCGCGACGUUUUGCUCUGUCGUAAGAAAACGUCCGGUAUAUUUGACACUCUCGUCGAGAUGGAUGCGAAUUUGAAGUUACACAUAUACGACGUUGGCGGUCAACGGAGCGAGCGUAAAAAAUGGAUUCAUUGCUUCGACAACGUUACCUUGAUAAUUUUUUGCGUCUCGCUAUCGGAGUAUGAUCAAACGCUUUUGGAGGACAAAUCUCAAAACAGGCUUGAGGAGUCCCUGAUCCUGUUUGACUCCGUGGUGAAUAGCAGAUGGUUUGCGCGUGCCUCCAUAGUGCUAUUCUUGAACAAAAUUGACGUUUUCGCCGAAAAAGUUCAGCACGUACCUCUGGAAAAAUACUUUCCCGAUUUCACCGGUGGAAAAGACAUUAAUAAGGCGGCCAAAUAUAUCCUGUGGAGAUUUGUGCAACUGAACCGAGCACAUCUCAACAUAUACCCCCAUGUGACGCAAGCUACCGAUACUUCAAAUAUAAAGUUGGUGUUUGCCGCAAUCAAAGAAACAAUUCUAGAAAACAGUUUAAAGGAUUCGGGAGUGCUAUAA
Lachancea mirantina is the source of this 1299-nucleotide messenger RNA. Lineage: Eukaryota; Fungi; Ascomycota; Saccharomycetes; Saccharomycetales; Saccharomycetaceae. The record is from the annotation of a GenBank genome assembly.